This is a messenger RNA of Cornus florida, 1106 nucleotides long. Its product is annotated as (DL)-glycerol-3-phosphatase 2. The transcript is spliced from 6 exons. NCBI's taxonomy places the organism in Eukaryota, Viridiplantae, Streptophyta, Magnoliopsida, Cornales, Cornaceae. Gene Ontology annotation, biological process: glycerol biosynthetic process. The coding region runs from base 60 to 800 and encodes 246 amino acids. Gene Ontology annotation, molecular function: sn-glycerol 3-phosphatase activity. The record is from RefSeq and is a predicted model, not a curated record.
UGUUAAGUUGGGUAUGUGUCAUAUACUCCGUAUAUUUGAUUGUUAAGUUUGGUGUGUAUAUGUGUGUGUGGAGCGAUCUAAUUUCUGAAAUGGCGAAUCCAAGCAAGGGAUCCAUCACUCACGUCAUCUUUGACAUGGACGGCCUCUUACUCGACACGGAGAAAUUCUAUACUGAAGUCCAGGAAACUAUACUAGCUAGAUACAAUAAAACCUUUGAUUGGGCUCUCAAGGCCAAAAUGAUGGGGAAGAAAGCAAUAGAAGCUGCUCGGGUCUUUGUUGAAGAGACUGGAAUCAGUGACUCUCUUACAGCCGAGGACUUUCUUGUAGAAAGAGAGGAUAUGCUGCGGAACAUGUUUCCUACAAGCGAACUCAUGCCAGGAGCCAGCCGUCUGAUUAGACAUCUUCAUGCAAAUGGAAUAUCAAUUUGUGUGGCAACAGGUUCUCACAGGCGGCAUUUUGAAUUAAAAACCAAAAGACAUGGUGAACUUUUCUCACUGAUGCAUCAUGUCGUUCUUGGUGAUGAUCCAGAAGUUAAACAAGGCAAACCAUCACCGGAUAUAUUUCUUGCAGCAGCGAAAAGAUUCGAGGUUGACACAGUAGAUCCACAUAAGAUUCUUGUUUUUGAAGAUGCUCCCUCGGGAGUUCUUGCAGCUAAGAAUGCUGGAAUGUCUGUAGUUAUGGUUCCAGAUCCAAGGCUGGAUAUUUCUUUCCAUGAAACUGCAGACCAGGUUCUGAGCUCUUUAUUGGAUUUCAACCCAAAUGAUUGGGGUUUGCCUCCAUUCGAAGAUGCUACAAGCUAGAUUCACAGAUCGGUCCAUAAUUGCUCAGAUAGAAAGACGGUUGCGUCUACUGAUUCUUGAGAAGAUUUAAAGCAAACAUCCACUGGAUACAUGCCAGAAUGGCAUUGUAACAUUAUUCUAGAAUGAGAUACUGAUAGAUAUUUUUUUUUUGGGGGGGUUAUAUAAAUACUGAUAAAUAUUGUUAAUUGGUGACAGUUCAAUAUGCAAUGCAUUACAAAUUAUUAUUUUUGCUACCCCAAAAAAUGUUAGUAGUUAUUAUGGAUCAACCUUGUUAUUGAAAAAAGUAUUCCACUGUGGUUGACAUAA